This is a messenger RNA of Nothobranchius furzeri (turquoise killifish), 3532 nucleotides long. RefSeq names its product decapping mRNA 1B (gene dcp1b). The record is from RefSeq and is a predicted model, not a curated record. Gene Ontology annotation, biological process: deadenylation-dependent decapping of nuclear-transcribed mRNA; deadenylation-independent decapping of nuclear-transcribed mRNA; positive regulation of catalytic activity. Gene Ontology annotation, cellular component: P-body. Gene Ontology annotation, molecular function: mRNA binding; enzyme activator activity. Lineage: Eukaryota; Metazoa; Chordata; Actinopteri; Cyprinodontiformes; Nothobranchiidae.
UAUUCAGCCUUGAAGUUUUUCCGCGCAACUACUCACGCCUAAGUUGUUUACAAGUGUUUUGGCUAAACAUGGCAGUUUAGAGUCCGUGAUAGCUAAAGCUCAAAGGCUGUAAAAACAAUUUUAACGAGUUAUUUAAAUUUUUUUACAUCUAUCGAUGACCUUGAUUUUUAUCUCGUCGUUGGUUCAGUUUUAAUUUGCUUUUAACUCGAUUGACGCUAAAGCUAGUUAGCUGGCUAACGUCUUCAUAGGAAACAAUGACGACUCCUGCAGCUAGUAUUAGCUGCCUUACUGCAAAAGGACUGGAUAUAAGUUUGGCUGCCCUGCAGCGACAAGAUCCUUACAUUAAUAACAUUGUUGACGUGGCCAGCCAAGUUGCUCUGUAUACUUUUAACAACAGGACAAAUGAGUGGGAGAAGACAGAAGUGGAAGGCACCCUUUUUAUCUACACAAGACUUGCAUCUCCCAGGCAUGGAUUCACCAUCAUGAAUCGACUCAGCAUGGAGAAUCUAACAGAGCCCAUCACAAAAGAUUUAGACUUCCAGCUCCAGGACCCUUUUCUGCUUUACCGCAAUGCACGCUUGGUUAUCCAUGGGAUUUGGUUCUAUGAUAAGCAGGACUGUCGGCGCAUUGCUCAGAGAAUGGAGAUUUUGACUCAUCAGGAGCAGGUCCUCGCUCAGUCUCAAGGCGGAUGGUUGUCUCCUGGAGGGGCAGGAGGAGGAGGAGUUGUUGGUGGAGGAGGAAGAGGAAGCAAUCAGGCAAAGGGAGUGGACAUCAUCCAGAUGCUGACCAUUGCACGCUCAGAGUACGACAAAUCCACCUCGGAGCCGAAGGAGAUCGGUGGCAGCAGUGUUUUGAGUGGAAACCCUAAUCUGAUCAAACCAAUACCAGUUAAGCCCAACACUCAGAACAGCGAGGCUACGGAGCCCAGGACUCUCUCCUUAGCCACACUGUUUGGCUCCCAGCAUCACCACUCACCUAAAUCCGACCCCGCCCCUCCUGUGACUGCACCUACAUCCACAGGAAAGGUGGCGCGCCCACCUGUAGCCCGCACACUGACCUACGACGAUGCUGUAAACUCUGGCAGGAAUGCGACCUCGUCUUCAACAAAUGCUGCCGUCCCUGGGAGCUCAGAGGGAGGAGUCAUGCCGUUGGUUGGGGAAGAGAGUGGAAGAGUUAUAGGUCCGCCGCAGAUUCCCACCGUCGCUCAUCAGAACCAGCAUCAACACUGUCCAGCCAUCGCAAAGCUCAUGCAGGGACAGAGGGGAGCUGCAGGUGUUGGUGGCGUUCUCCACACCGUGCCAGAGUCCCCAGAGAUGCCAGAGUCCCCAGAGAACCGUCUGUGUGACAACGGGGUGCCGCUUGAACAUCACCUCCACCAUCACCAUCCGUACCACCACCAUCAUCACGAGCCCCAGUCCUAUCCCCAUCAGCACCAGCCAGACCCAAUUAAAAGACUUUUGCAAACGCAGCCCGCCCCUCUGCUUGCCACCUCCUCCCAUUGUUGCUCCAACACACGUCCUCAUCUACAACAGAGCCCUCUUCUCUCCUCUCAGCCUGGAACGGUGGAGUCUGUAGCAUGUUCAAAUCUCCAAGCACAACAAAACCAUCAGGUUUUAUUCAGCCUCGCUAAAUGUCAGACAGAAACACAGAGCCAGACAUCUGCAGUGGGAACAGGUCCGUCCCCUCAGAUGCAAGGUGUGGUGUCGCCUCACGAGCUCCUCCAAAAGCUCCAGCUGGUCCAGCAGGAACAGAACCUGCCCUCUCACGAUCUUCACCGGCCCUUCCCAGCACUGGCACCUCAUUUCCAGGGGUCCAGUCAGGAACGGGAAGCAGCCUCUUUAGGGCAGAUACCACCCACACCAUCAACUGGUCAAAAGGCUGCCCUGCAGUUUCAGGUCAUCUCUCCUCAGCGGAUACCUGCCACAGUGGCCCCCACUAUGCUCCUCUCUCCCAGUGUGUUCGCCCAGACAAAGUCUAGUGGCGGCUUUCCAGCCAUCUCUGCAGAGAGCUGCCCCGCACCUGCAGCCCGGUCCAGACCCCUGUUGCAGGAGGAAAGAGCCCUUUCUAAAAGCCAGCUUCAGGCAGCACUGCUUCAUCUGAUCCAGACUGACGGCUCAUUCCUGGACUCCAUCUAUGAAGCAUACGUCAGCCGCUUUGCAAACGGCUCCAGCAGCAAGUACUGAUGACUCGUCACACCCGCCCCCUGCCCAAAGUCUUACUCUGACAGUUUAACACUUCCUCCUGCAAAUCACACACUUUGCAUCUCCUCUGCGCUGUGUGGACAGUGAGUCUGACUCGGAUCACUUCAAGCCACUCUAUGUGCAAAACAUACAAAAAUGAACCGGUAUCAGAAACGUUGUACAUAUCAAAAUUAGAUUAACAGCAAGCUGCACGCAUUUUUCAGCUCAUGUGUAGCAAGAUUUGUACUUCCUGUCUUAAAGGAGUUUAUUUUUUUCGCACCAGCCAGCUUACUGAGCUCUGAAACAACAACAGGUUUUAAGACAUUUAAAAUGUGAUUUGAAGUAUUUUACAUUUUUAUAAUUCCUUCAUUGGGGAUCUUUAUUUUGGAAUGCUGUCACCUUAAAUGUCUUCAUUUUGCAAGCAAAAAGUUAGCACGCUGAGGAUGAGCAACUCUCCAGAAAAAUAUAUUUUUUCAUAGUUAAUUUUUGCAAAUGGGAUUUUUGUUUUUCAGUGCACUUUGUAACUCAGCAAGUUUGACUCUUGUUCAUCCAAUUUUAAUUGCUAGAAGAUAAAAACAUGAAAGAAAUGCAAUCAAACUUGAAAAUGACAGGAAACUGUUAAACUGCACUACCUCACAGGAAGCUAAAUCUGGUUUUAUGGCCAUAUUCAUUAAAUCUAUUUAUCAUUGCUCAAACGUUUUUAAACACACUUAAAUACCACUCGUUUAUUUUUUAUUUUUUUUGUUAUUCACUGGGAUUUUUUCAUGUUACAGAUUCAAGAAGGGUAAAAAACAAAUUCAUACAAAUUACAGGAACUCUGCUUUAAAAAGCAGGUAACUACAAGAGUAUUUGGUGUUCUCAGUGAUCAGACAGAACACUUAGACUGAAGGGACUCUUCAGAGCACUGUUAAAACUAAACGCUCACUACAAACUCACAUUUUUUCACUCUGAGCCUCAGCGUGUCGUUCUGCAGCUCAGCAGCAGUGGUCUGCAUUUGCUUUUAAACUUGUACUUAUCCAGUCUAAACAGUAGCAGUCAGGCUAAAGCAGAAGAUGUUUAUCAAAAAGAUUAUUUUUGUACUGUGGAAGGAAAACAUGAACCUAAUUCUCCAAAUGCAAACAGCCAGCAUGUUGCAGCAGAAUAUAAAGCCACAAUUUUAAUGAAACGCCAUGAUUUAGCAAGUUAUGUGUUUAUAUUUUCGAUUGUUGUGACAAUGUUGUUUUACAUGAAUGAUAAUCUAAUUGUCAUUAGAAUAUAAAUUGAAUUGUUUCCACAGAAGGUCCUUCUUGUCUGGAAUGUUUACUGUUAAACUGAAAUAAAUAUUUUCAUUGGCUAAUAAACGUUCCACUCCA